Molecule: messenger RNA, 936 nt
Organism: Colius striatus (speckled mousebird)
Lineage: Eukaryota; Metazoa; Chordata; Aves; Coliiformes; Coliidae
Gene: FAIM2
Product: Fas apoptotic inhibitory molecule 2
Exons: 12
Coding region: 1-936 (311 amino acids)
Biological process (GO): negative regulation of apoptotic signaling pathway
Cellular component (GO): membrane; endoplasmic reticulum; Golgi apparatus
Source: RefSeq, a predicted model, not a curated record
AUGACCCAGGGGAAGCUCUCUGUGAACAACAAACCCCCCAACUCCGAGGGGCAAGGGGAGAAGAAGGACAAUGCCACAGCUCCACCAGCUCCUCCCACCUAUGAGGAGGCCACAGCAGGAGAAGGGUUGAAGCCUGGUGCUUACCCUCCCCCUCCAUCGGUCCCACUCCAUCCCAGCUGGGCCUACGUCGACCCCAGCACGAGCCCGAGCUAUGGCAGUGGUGGGUACCCAGGGGACACGGAGAUGCUCACGGCCCUCAGCUGGGACGACAGGAACGUGCGCAGAGUGUUCAUCAGGAAGGUCUAUUCCAUCCUGCUGGUCCAGCUCUUGGUUACUGUUGUUAUUGUGGCUUUCUUCACCUUCUGUGAGCCGGUCAAGGGAUACAUUCAGACACACUCUGCCUGGUACUGGGCUUCCUAUGCUGUUUUCUUUGUGACCUACUUGAUUCUUGCUUGCUGCUCUGGACCCAGGAGGUAUUUCCCAUGGAAUCUGAUCCUGCUGAGCAUCUUUACACUCUCCAUGGCUUAUCUCACUGGUAUGCUCUCCAGCUACUACAACACCAAGUCAGUCCUCCUGUGUCUGGGGAUCACAGCCUUGGUGUGUUUCUCUGUCAUGAUCUUCAGCUUCCAGACCAAGUUUGACUUCACCUCCUGCCAGGGCGUUCUCUUCGUGAUGCUCAUGGUGCUCUUCUUUGGUGGCAUCAUCCUGGCUGUGGUACUGCCCUACCAAUAUGUCCCCUGGCUCCACGGGAUCUACGCUCUGCUUGGUGCCAUUAUCUUCACUAUGUUCCUGGCACUUGAUACCCAGAUGCUGAUGGGGAACCGUCGCUACUCGCUGAGCCCGGAGGAAUACAUCUUUGGAGCCCUCAAUAUCUAUCUGGACAUCAUCUACAUCUUCUCUUUCUUCCUGCAGUUCUUUGGCUCCAGCCAGGAGUGA